Aaosphaeria arxii CBS 175.79 is the source of this 4021-nucleotide messenger RNA. RefSeq names its product GDPD-domain-containing protein. The record is from RefSeq and is a predicted model, not a curated record. The coding region runs from base 255 to 3794 and encodes 1179 amino acids. The transcript has 4 exons. Gene Ontology annotation, molecular function: protein binding; glycerophosphocholine phosphodiesterase activity. Gene Ontology annotation, biological process: glycerophospholipid catabolic process. Lineage: Eukaryota; Fungi; Ascomycota; Dothideomycetes; Pleosporales.
CCAUCAACCACCGUGUGCGUCCCAUGGCACAUAGCAUACAUAUUUGACACUUCCUCUUUGUUCCGAUCUACUGCCGCUCAUUUAUUUUCCUCACGCCCGCCGUUGUUGCGCCUGGCAAUUCCUCCUCUGGCCCCGCACCACCUACCUCAAAGCAGAUAGCUAUAGCUACAGCUCCCUGCCUUGGCUAGUAGCUUUCUUUGAGCAUAGUGCCAACCCAGAUAUCCCUUUCCACCAUUCCUUAAUUCCUGGAAGUCAUGAAGUUUGGCCACAAUCUUCCCCGAAACCAGGUCCCGGAGUGGGCGUCAUCUUACAUCGACUACAAAGGCCUCAAGAAGCUGAUCAAGCUUGCCUCUCAACCUGUUCGGGAUGGCCUUGACCCCGAUUUGACGGCAUUCUUCUUUGCGCUCGAUCGCAAUCUUGAAGAUGUAGACAGCUUCUACAACAAAAAGUACGCCGAGUCGGCGCGUCGUCUAAAGCUACUCCAUGGCCGCUAUGGACGCGCUGCCAACGGUCCUGACGGCCUGGACAAAGAUGAAGUCCAGGACCUCAUGGCUGCACUCCUCGAGCUUCGCGGCCACCUGAGGAAGCUCCAAUGGUAUGGAGAGGUCAAUCGUCGCGGGUUCAUCAAAAUCACCAAGAAAUUGGACAAGAAAGUCCCCGUCGUUUGUAUGCAGCAACGCUAUCUAGCUUCGAAAGUCGACCCGAAAGCGUUUGCCCAUAAUUUGCCUCUGACUCAAGACAUGCGGGCACUCAAUGAGUGGCUUUCAAAAUUGAGUGAGGCAAAGACGUUCGACGAUUCCGGAUCCACGCAUUCUACAUCUUCCUUGAGCCGAAUACCAGGCAGGGCAUUGAAUCUAUCUCCUAGCACGCUCGACGCUGCUGACGUUGCUCUCCGCAAUGACGAGUCCCAAGCCCUUGCUACCAUUCUUGAAGAUGUUACUCGUACUCACGAGGCAGGCGCCGCUCCAUACCAGCAGCUCUUACUCAACUUCCUGCAAAGAGCGAUAUCUUGCCGGUCAAAAUCGUGCAUUGACCGGUUACUGCAGGACAUCACAUCCUUGGAAGAGGAUGACGACAUCAAUAAGCGCAACUGCAUUCAUCGCCUUGUCAUCAAUAUUGGCAGAUCUAAGAGUGGAGAGUUUCUCGGAGUCGAUGGGAACCCGAUGCAGAUGCUCCCCGAAAAGCCACAAUUCAUCGUCCCAGCAGCGCAACCGGCCAAGGGACCUCCAAGUACCGUGAAUGAGCUCGAGCUUACCCAGCUACUAUCUCGGGAUGACGAAUCUGUCCAAUUGCUCGCCUAUCUUUUGGAUAAUCUUCGCCCGCAGCAGCGUUCAUCACUCAUAUCACGUGAUUCUUACGGCCGACUACCACUACACUACGCGGCCCAGUACGGUUUCGUCAUCAUCUGUGAGCUUGUCAUCAAGCAUAUGCAGGAAUGGGGACAGUUUGAUAUUACUGAAGGGAUCGACUCUCCGUUGUGGCAGGACUUGGAGGGUUAUGCGCCGCUCCACCUCAGCGUCAUCGGAGGUCAUCCUCUCACAACUAAAACUCUGCUCCAGGCUGGAAAACAACCCAGCGACGCCGAUGGACAGGCCAAUCUUCGACAGAAGAACCCCCAAUCCGGUGCCGUACUUUCCUUGGCAACUCAGUCAAAUUUUGUCUCCAUUGUUCAGCUUUUGGUCGACGCAGGCGUUGAUGUCAACUACCAAGAUGAGCAGGGUGAGACGGCAUUGCAUGUCGCUGCCCGAUUUGGUCAUGACCAGUGCGCCAAGAUUCUUCUAGAGGGCUCCCCCUUCAAUCCCACGGUGAUUGACACUCCGGAGAAGACAUUUGGCUGGACGCCGUUGUUCAUAGCAUGCGUUGACGGUCAUCUUCCCAUCGUGGAGCUUCUUGUCAAUGCGGGAGCAGACACAGAGCGCUUCGAUCUCUCAGGCUGGACCGCGAAAGAACAUGCUGCACUUCGAGGACACCUGGAUAUUGUACAGCGCCUGGCUGAGAUCGUCCCCAAGGCUAAGUCUCCAGCUGUCGGAACGCCAACAUUGCUUUCCGGAUCUCCACCACAAACCUCGUCGUUGGAAGAACGCCGAUCCAAGAAUCUGACAAGAGAGAAUUCUUCGACUACCCAAAGGCAGCCUGAACCGCUUAAGUCAUUUGGUCACCGUUUCCUCGUAAACGAGACCAUGGUGUUGGUCAGUCUUGGUUCCAUGGACACGAGGAAGAAUAUACCAGCCGUUAAACUUGAUGAUAUCCCGCUGGCAGAUGCUCAUGCUACUCAAUUGGACACUGCGCUAUCCGUUGUUGUUUCGGCAUCUGGCGCUACUGGAGAGCCGACUGUCAUCGAUCUUCCUGUGGAGGAGAACAUCUGCACCGAGCCCAUCACGUUUAAGACCCUUGAUGCGACAAAGGUGAAGCUUCUUUUUGAUAUAGUUCCCACGUAUGCAGGAUCACAUGACCGCAUUGUCGGGCGAGGCGUGGCUCUGUUGUCCACAAUCAAAACGAGCAUCGGCUCGCAGCGCAUCUCGUUACAAGGUGACGUCAAGGUCCCCAUCGUGGCAGCAUCUACUCUGGAUGUCAUCGGCUCGGUCAACUUCAAUUUCCUAAUCAUAACACCCUUCUCUCAUCCAAAUAUGUCUAUAACACAGCAACAUAUGUACUGGAAGAAGAUUACAUCCACAAAGCUAAUUGGACAUCGUGGAUUGGGCAAGAAUACUGGAUCGAGAAAAUCAUUGCAGCUCGGAGAGAACACCAUAAGUUCUUUCAUCGCUGCAGCAAAUCUAGGAGCCGAGUACGUGGAAUUCGAUGUUCAACUGACGAAGGACCUGGUGCCCGUCAUCUACCACGACUUCCUAGUCAGCGAGACAGGCAUAGACGCACCCGUGCAUACUCUCACACUCGAGCAAUUCCUGCACGUUAGUGACGGCCAGACCCCACGACGGAACAGGUCCACAUCACCAAAUGCAAACGGCAAUGGGGGUGAUGGGGAUUCCCAGGGUCAACGCAGGCCGCGAGCGUAUUCCGUGGACAAUUCGGAGCACAAAAACAUUCACAACGAACACCAACUCCAGAUCUCAGAGCGUAUGAAGCACACUCGUGACUACAAGCUGAAAGGCUUCAAAGGCAAUGUUCGCGGUAACUCGAUCCAAGAGCGCUUCACGACCUUGGAAGAGAUGUUCAAGCGGCUUCCGGAAUCGACCGGCUUCAACAUUGAAAUGAAGUACCCCAUGCUCCACGAAUCCGUCGAGCACGACAUGGACCAAUACGCCGUCGAGCUCAACUCCUUCGUCGACACGGUCCUCAAAACCGUUUACGACCUCGCCGGCAACCGCAACAUCAUCCUCUCCUCCUUCAACCCAGACAUCUGCCUCAUGCUCUCCUUCAAGCAGCCCGCGAUCCCCAUCCUCUUCCUCACCGACGCCGGCACCUCGCCCGUCGGCGACGUCCGCGCCUCCAGCCUCCAGGAAGCCAUCCGCUUCGCGAGCCGCUGGAAUCUCCUCGGCGUCGUCAGUGCCGCCGAGCCGCUCGUGCAUUGCCCGCGCCUCGUCAAGGUGGUUAAGGAGAGCGGGUUGGUGUGCGUCAGCUACGGUACGCUGAAUAAUGAGGAGUCGAAUGUUAAUAUUCAACGAGCCCAAGGUAUCGACGCAGUCAUCGCAGACAGCGUGCUCAAGAUCAGAAAAGGUCUCACGAGCUCGGGCGAGAAGGCGAAGGCUGAGUUGGCGGAUGAUCUGGCGGCCGCGGCUAAUGGUCUCUCUUUGGAGGCGCCUGCCGCCAGCGCCGUUGCUGCUGGUGGUCAGUAAAUGAAGAGGAGCUUGUGGUUGCGUAAGUGACCGCCUCUAUUUUGUGGAUGCAAUUGCGAAAUCUCAAAUCUUUCAUUAUCAUGGAUGAGUGCGUCACCACUCAGUGUAAAUAGCAUAAGAUGGAUGGAUGGAUUCGACACAUCCAUCGGCAUUUUUGUUUUCGGAACAGUCACAGGGUUGAAGUGCUCAACGGAAGCAUACCAAUGUCUUUGUUUUUCAGGCCCCUU